Molecule: messenger RNA, 1660 nt
Organism: Paramecium sonneborni
Lineage: Eukaryota; Ciliophora; Oligohymenophorea; Peniculida; Parameciidae
Source: the annotation of a GenBank genome assembly
AAUUAUUUAUGAUUUAAUCUAGUCUUCAUGAUAGGUGUGUGUAUGUAACUUAAUAUAAGUCUGAGACAACUCUAGAAUAAUUGAAAUAAGCAUUUUCUGAGUUCGGAAAGAUUGAAUAAUUAUAAUAAAACGCUAAGUCAAAUGGAGUAUUCAUAGUUUAUGAUAGUAAUGAAGCAGGUAUAAAUGAUUUUAAUAAAAAAGUGAGAAGAGCAACAUCAAAGACAGUAACAAUAGGAGGUAAGAACUUAGAUGUAAAUGAAUACUUGGAUAUGGAUAAAUUGGAUGAAGAAGCAAAUAUAUUUAUUGAUGGAUUAAGUCCGACAACAACUUAAUUGUAUUUGAAAGAGAAAUUAAGCAAAUAUGGAAAAAUCUUGAAUAUAAAAGUUUAAAUGUCUGAUAAGGCAGGAGUAGCAUACAUAUAAUUUGAAUAAAGAGGAUCAGCAGAAUAAUGUAUGGCAGAUUAAGCAAAUAUAGGAAUGCAUAUUACAAGGUAACAUUAAAUAAUUAUCAAUUUUAGAGCAAUAAAGAAAGGAAAAUAAUAAUAAAUUAAAAGAGAUUAAUUGUUUAUAUCUAAUAUUAAAUCUUAAUCUUCUUUAGAUCAAUUGAAACAAUAUUUAGAUUAAUAUUUUUGUGAAUAUGGUAAAAUUGAAUCCAUUUAAGUUAAUGUGAAUCCAAAGAAUUAAACAUACUUUGCAUUUGUAAGAUUUGAAAAUUCAGAAGAUGCUUAUAAAGCUGUUAAAUCAACUAAACCAUUUUAAAAUUAAACUGUUACAAUCUAAUGGGCUGUUAAUUCUAAUGAUAAUAUAGAAGCUAAUCUAUAUACUAAAAAUCUUAAACCCACUGUUACUGAAUAAUAACUUAGAGAAGCAUAUGAAUCUAUUAUUGUUUUAGAUGAUAUUCAAUUAUUACCACCUAAUAAAUCAUCUAAAUUAUCUGCUUAUAUUUAUUUGAAAUCUGCUGAAGAUGGAAAAAAAGUUAUUGAUUUAGCAUUCAAAACUAAAAAAAUAUUUGAUUUAUAUGAUAAAUUUACUGUUUAAAUCUCACCUAUGUUAAGUCCAGCUGAAAUUAUUUAAUUUAAAAAAAUUCAAUCCAAACCUAAUUAUUAAUCAUAUCCUUAAUAAACCAUGCCAUUCCCUCCUUAUUAAUAACCAUUUUAAGCAUAUCCAAACUAUUAAAAUCCUCCAUAUGGUAAUUAUUAAUAAUAACCACCACCCUAUUAUAAUUAACCAGGAUAUCCUCCAUAAUAACAACCAUAUUAAUAAGGUGGAUUCCCUUAAUAAUAAGGCAAUUAUCAUUAACAUAGACCAAAAAGAAAUCCAUAUCCAAAUCAAUAUCAUAAUUAACCAAGAUAACCUAAGAUACCUGAUCUAUAAUACUUAUUAAAUUUAAAAGCUUAAGGAAAUGACAGAAAAAUUAUUGAUACUAUUGGAGCUAUAUUAUUUCCUAUGGUUAAUCAACAGGUUGAAUCUAAAUUAGUAAUUAUAUAUACUCUAUAUUUAAGGCACCUCAAGUGACAGGAAUCUUAUUAGAUUUUGAAAAUUAUGGGUUGGAAGACUAAUUAAAAAUGCUUUAGAAUCCAACUUAUCUGAAUGAGCAAAUCAAUUAAGCUGUAGAUCUAAUAAGAAAAUCUUAUUGAGUAUAUAAAAUUAAAUAAAUACAU